AUGAUUCUCGUUACGUUGAGAUACUAUGCUACUGGGAGUUUUCAAAAACUAGAUGGGGAUGUCAUGAAUAUAUGCCAACAGUCAGUAUCAAGAAUUAUAACUACUGUGUCUAAUUCAAUAGCACUACAAAUGAAAAUGUUUGUAAAACAAAAGUUUUUUGAAGUGGCACAAUUUCCUGGAAUGGGAAUGGGGAUCAAAAAGGAAACCGUUGUGGCAGUGAUAUGUGCAUGUGCCACUCUGCACAAUAUAUCAACAAUGUUAGACGAUGUCAUGAUGCCUUCUACUGAUGACACUGAUGGCGAUAUAUUAAUCAGUAACAUCGAUAAUGUUCCUGUACAAGAAAACCCCAACAGUAAUGGUUUUUUGGUCAGACAAUCUGUUGUCAAUAGAUUUUUUUCUCAAUAG
Parnassius apollo (apollo) is the source of this 405-nucleotide messenger RNA. The record is from the annotation of a GenBank genome assembly. Lineage: Eukaryota; Metazoa; Arthropoda; Insecta; Lepidoptera; Papilionidae.